UUUCAGAAACAACACAAGUCUUUUGCAUCCUAAACCAUCAGAACUCAAUAUCCAUUUCUCAUCCAAUCCGUUAACAAAAAAUAACAAUGGGUUUCGGCAUAACAAGUAUUAUCAGAAGGGCAUCAUUUUCCAGAACCCAAGGAUCUACCAAGGGAAUUGAAGUUCCUAAAGGCUAUCUCGCCGUUUAUGUUGGAGACAAAAUGAGGAAGUUUACGAUUCCGGUAUCAUACUUGAACCAACCAUUAUUUCAAGAAUUAUUAAAUGUAGCAGAAGAAGAAUUUGGAUACGAUCAUCCCAUGGGUGGUCUCACAAUUCCUCAGUAUCUAUUUCUCAUCCAUUCCUUUAACAUAAAACAAACAAUGGUUUUCCGCAGUAUUAUCAGAAGAACAUCAUUUUCCAGAACCCAAGGAUCUACCAAGGGAUUUGAAGUCCCUAAGGGCUAUCUCGCAGUCUAUGUUGGAGAUAAAAUGAAGCGGUUUGUGAUUCCGGUAUCAUACUUGAACCAAUCAUUGUUUCAAGAAUUGUUAAAUGAAGCUGAAGAAGAAUUUGGAUAUGAUCAUCCAAUGGGAGGUCUCACAAUUCCAUGCAGUGAGGAUGAAUUCUUAAACCUCACGUCUCGCUUGAACUGAGCUGUAAAUCAUGCUAGUGGAGAUUUAGAUAGAUUAGUUUAGGCUAAUUUUAACAGAAGCCAUUUUUUCAUUUCAUUCAUGUAUCAAUCAUUCCUGCGGAAACAUAAAAUGUUGCCUCAAUGAGAAUGUUGUGACAAAAUAUAUAUAGCAGAAUCAUUAAUCCGUUAUAUUAUACAAUUGUUCUUAUCUCUACUGUAAUGGAAAGGCUGCAAUAAAUGACUUGAGUUUCAA
Vicia villosa (hairy vetch) is the source of this 860-nucleotide messenger RNA. Its product is annotated as auxin-induced protein X10A-like. The record is from RefSeq and is a predicted model, not a curated record. The transcript has 2 exons. The coding region runs from base 87 to 629 and encodes 180 amino acids. NCBI's taxonomy places the organism in Eukaryota, Viridiplantae, Streptophyta, Magnoliopsida, Fabales, Fabaceae. Gene Ontology annotation, biological process: response to auxin.